Molecule: messenger RNA, 1031 nt
Organism: Nicrophorus vespilloides
Lineage: Eukaryota; Metazoa; Arthropoda; Insecta; Coleoptera; Silphidae
Gene: MsrA
Product: peptide methionine sulfoxide reductase
Exons: 5
Coding region: 49-855 (268 amino acids)
Molecular function (GO): peptide-methionine (S)-S-oxide reductase activity
Source: RefSeq, a predicted model, not a curated record
UUUUCGAGCGUUACGCGUCUACUCGAAGCUUAACUGUGUAACGAGUGGAUGGUAGUAGGGUUAAGAAAAUUGGCUGAGAUAAUGCGAAUGUUAAAAGUGAAGCGACAACCAAAGUUUGGUCAUUCCACUCUUGGACAUACGUCUGAUCACUCCACAGUACACUUGUUCCUUGCAUCCAAUAUUUUUCGUUUGAGAACAAUGCCGUGCGUACGACAUGAAAUUAACACACCUUAUGAGAAGGCGACCUUCGGUAUGGGAUGCUUUUGGGCAUCGGAUUCUCUUUAUGGAGCAACGCCUGGCGUGUUGAGGACAAAAGUUGGAUAUUCUGGAGGUACCAAAGUUGACCCCAAAUAUAGAGAUUUGGGUGAUCACACUGAAGUAAUAGAAAUCCACUAUGAUCCGAAGAUUGUAUCUUACGAGGACCUUUUGGAGUUAUUCUGGAAUAACCAUGAGUAUGGUCUUACAACCAUCAUCAAAAGACAAUACAUGUCUUUGAUUUUGUAUCACAACGAAGAUCAGCUAUUUUCAGCGGAGAAAUCGCUGAAGCAGCAGGCUGAUCGUUUGAACCAAAAACUGAUGACUGAAAUCGCUUCAGCCGGUAAAUUCUAUCCAGCCGAAGAUUAUCAUCAAAAAUAUAGAUUGCAAAGACAUCCGUGGCUCUGCGAAAUGCUCGAGAUGACCUCGAGUUUGCUACAAACGUCGCACAUCGCAUCAAGACUAAACGGUUACCUAGUGGGUUUAGGUAAUGAACAAACCAUCGAGAAAGAAUUGGAGCAGUUUGGUUUCAACGAGAAAAUGAUCGAUUACGUGAGGAAGGAAUGGAAGACAAACGAGGGAGGUAGCCUCUACUGCUGAUAUUAUCUUUAAAUAUAUUUAAAACCUAGUAUUUAUUCGCCUAAAAGCACAAAACACAGUGAAACUUGUUAUAUAAUGAACAGCAGAAGCGUCGAGAAGGAAAUGUGUAUAAAAUCGGAACAAAAUUUUAUUAUUUCUUUGUUAAAUACAAUUACAAAUUAAAGCUUUGAACAGUU